Vigna unguiculata (cowpea) is the source of this 1740-nucleotide messenger RNA. RefSeq lists its product as uncharacterized. The record is from RefSeq and is a predicted model, not a curated record. NCBI's taxonomy places the organism in Eukaryota, Viridiplantae, Streptophyta, Magnoliopsida, Fabales, Fabaceae.
AGUUUCCACCACAAGCUGUUCCCCAUGACAUCUUUACACUCACUCUUGUUGCUCCUUCUUGGAGUGGCACUUAUUACUACACCAGUGGUGGCCAAUUUCAACAUACCCAUUUAUGAGCCUCCCCCAAUUGGGAUACCACCCAUAACUGAACCUCCACCCAUCUAUGAACCUCCACCAACUGAAAAACCACCGCCAUUAUAUAACCCCCCAUUUCUCCCUCCACCACUGUUCCAUCCUCCAUAUGAGAAGCCACCACCAGUGUAUCAACCUCCUGUUGAAAAACCACCACCAGAGUACCAACCCCCUCAUGAGAAGCCACCGGUGUACAAACCUCCUCAUGAGAAACCACCGCACGAGAAGCCACCACCGGUGUAUAAACCUCCCUACGUGAAGCCACCUCCGGUGUAUCAACCUCCUCACGUGAAGCCACCACCGGUGUAUCAACCUCCUCACGAGAAGCCACCACCGGUGUAUCAACCUCCUUACGUGAAGCCACAUCCGGUGUAUGAGCCUCCUCAUGUGAAGCCACCACCAUAUCAACCUCCUCACGAGAAGCCACCGGUGUAUCAACCCCCUUACGUGAAGCCACCGCCGGUGUAUGAGCCUCCUCACGUGAAGCCACCUCCGGUGUAUGAGCCUCCUCACGUGAAGCCACCACCAGUAUAUCAACCUCCUUACGUCAAGCCACCACCGGUGUAUGAACCUCCUCACGAGAAGCCACCACCGGUGUAUCAACCUCCGCAUGAGAAGCCACCCCCGGUGUAUCAACCUCCCUACGUGAAGCCACCUCCGGUGUAUGAACCUCCUCAUGUGAAGCCACCACCAGUAUAUCAGCCUCCUUACGUGAAGCCACCACCGGUGUAUGAACCUCCUCAUGUGAAGCCACCACCAGUGUAUCAGCCUCCCUACGUGAAGCCACCACCGGUGUAUGAACCUCCUCACGAGAAGCCACCGCCGGUGUAUCAGCCUCCAUACGUGAAGCCACCACCGGUGUAUGAACCUCCACACGAGAAGCCACCGUCGGUGUAUCAGCCUCCUCACGAAAAGCCACCAGUGUAUCAACCUCCUCACGUGAAGCCACCACCGGUGUAUCAACCUCCCUAUGUUAAGCCACCACCAGUGUAUCAACCUCCUCAUGAGAAGCCACCGCCAGUGUAUCAACCUCCUCACGUGAAGCCACCACCGGUGUAUCAACCUCCCUAUGUUAGGCCACCACCAGUGUAUCAACCUCCUCAUGAGAAGCCACCGCCAGUGUAUGAACCUCCUCACGAGAAGCCACCACCAGUGUAUCAACCCCCUUAUGAGAAACCACCACCAGUAUUUCAACCUCCAUAUGAGAAGCCGCCACCGCUAUUUCCACCCCCUUAUGUGAAACCACCACCAGUGUUGGAACCUCCAUACAAUCCACCAGGUUGCAGUCCCCCACCUUUUGGUCACUUUCCACCAUCAAAGAAAACCUAAUAACAAGUGGCGUCUGUGACGUGCUUUAGAGGGGUCGUUUGUCAGAUAAAGUUUUGUUUUGUUUGGUUUGGGAAGCACUUUUAAGACUUCAACUUCAAUCUGCUCCUCCUGCAUGCAAUUGUUCUUAAAAAUAAAGGCUGUAUCUGCACAAUAACUUCAAUUUCCCUCUCAACAAAGAUGUUGUAAUGUAAUGUGUCUAUUAUUUGUGGCUUCAUCUAUGGCUCCAAUUAGCUUUUCUUUGUGCUAUUAAAUCGUCUGCCUUGGUUGAAAAAAAUUAAA